Messenger RNA from Cryptotermes secundus, 918 nucleotides. RefSeq lists its product as uncharacterized. The coding region runs from base 32 to 802 and encodes 256 amino acids. The transcript is spliced from 3 exons. NCBI's taxonomy places the organism in Eukaryota, Metazoa, Arthropoda, Insecta, Blattodea, Kalotermitidae. The record is from RefSeq and is a predicted model, not a curated record.
CCAGAUAACAAAGGAAGGAAGACUGGGCGACAUGACUUUCAGAAUUCUACUCGUUAUAGCUCUUUCAGCUCUCUGUACUAGCCUCAGCGCAGCCGCUCUGUUCGGAUAUGCCCCUGACGAAGCCGUCGGCGACAGUCAGGAUCAGAUACAACACGCACUGGGCAAGAUCCAGAAGCUGGCCAGCAACUUCAAGCGGAUGGCAGGCAACGCCCAGGCCGACGGCAACAAAUUACUCCAGGCUCUCAGAGUCCAGAGCAACGACCCUGAAGCCCUUCUGGCCCUUGUAACGGAGACAAAACUCGCCAUCUCCCAGUCAGCGCCGGCUGGAGUCGACAUCUCGUCCUGCGAAUCUGGGAACGACCAGAAGUACCAGGCCAUGGUCCAGGAGGCCGGACCGGGGAUCGAGGCCUGUCUCCACUCCGCCGCUGCGGUCCUGCAGCCAUACUUUCAGCAUCUGGACGACUUAGUUACCUUUGCUCAAGACGCCGCCGUCGGUGCUAAUGCUAACGUGACCAGCUGCGUGAACAAGAACCAGGGUAACGACGGCGGUCUGACCGACUGCCUGAGUGUCGUGAGGAACCAGGUUUUCGACGGGAGGGACCAGCUGAUGGCGGCCAUAUUGGGUGUGAUGGCUGACUUCAGGAGUGGGACGGGGCCUUUGGUUGCGGACUUCACGAAGUGCACAAAUGACGUGCAGGACAGGGCAAUCGGGGAGUCCGUGGACAUCAUCCAGUCGACCCGGGAGUGCUUCAAGGGUCUGGGAGUAGGCGUCAGCAGCAGAAACUCCACCAGUUCCGUUUAGGCUCAGAAUUGCAACUUGGGCAGUUGCAUAGCUUUGCGUUUGUGAAAUACCGGUACUUUGCGCACAGCGUACAUGCAAAUACGGGUAAAUAAAGAACAUGCUCUGAACACCUUGUA